UUAAUUUGGAAAAGAUUUCCUCUGGAUCUCUUUGUUUAUUAUUUCUUUUUGGUAUUUCCCCCUCACUACUCCAUAUAUUGCUCUGAACUGCCUGCUCCCUCCAUUCUUUAUAACACAAGAGAGUGCGAGAGUGAGAGAGCGAGAGGGCGAGAGUUUUAUAAUCUGAAUUAGUUGAGAGAAUCCAUUGGUGGAUCAGAUUCGGUUCUAUCUCGAAUCCCGCUUUUUGACUAUUUGAUCCGUUACUCUUUCUUUGUUUCUAAGACGAUUCAAAUGCGAAUUCGGAGAAUUUCACGUAAUUUUCCAGUGUGCCAUAGCUUUACACCUCUCGUUUCGGAUUUAAUGGUGAUUGAUGUCGAACUUUAACCUUGGAAAUCGGAAAUGCCAGUUUACGUUGCUCGUGAGGCUCCUAAGCUAUGGAGGAAAAUAUGCGCAGAGGCGUCUAUUGAAGUUUCGCUCCUUGCAGAAAAUUGGAAGUUUGUUCUUGCUGGGCUCGUUUUUCAGUAUAUUCAUGGAUUAGCUGCUCAUGGAGUUCAUUACUUACAUCAGCCAGGACCAACACUUCAGGAUACUGGGUUCUUUCUUAUUCCAGAACUCGGUGAGGACAAAGCAUAUAUCAGUGAGACUAUAUUUGCCUUCAUCUUUUGUUCCUUUGUCUUGUGGACUUUUCAUCCUUUCUUUUUUCAGAGCAAAAGAAUCUAUACCGUUCUGAUGUGGUGCAGGGUUCUUGCUUAUAUAGUCGCUUGUCAAAGUCUCCGGAUCAUCACGUUUUAUGCAACUCAGCUUCCUGGUCCAAACUAUCAUUGCCGGGAGGGCUCGAAACUUGCCAGGCUGCCCCCUCCAGAAAGUGCACUUGAAGUGAUUUUAAUCAACUUUCCCCGGGGCAUGGUAUAUGGCUGUGGUGAUCUGAUUUUUUCAUCACACAUGAUUUUUACCUUAGUAUUUGUCCUGACAUAUCAAAAAUACGGUACAAGGAGGUGCAUUAAACAAUUUGCUUGGUUGCUUGCCAUUAUCGUGAGCCUCCUGAUUAUGGCAUCUCGCAAGCAUUACACAGUUGACAUUGUUGUAGCAUGGUAUACGGUAAAUUUGGUGGUGUUCUUUGUUGACAAGAAAUUGCCAGAAUUGCCAGAUCGAUCCAGUAGCUCUACAUCUCCUCCACUACUGCUGAGCACGAAAAAGAAGGAUAGCAGGACCAAUAAAGAGCAAAAAAGAACUCCAUUCCCGUAGACAGUACAUAUUUACAGAAAAAUCUGAAUAUUUCUAAUCAAACCCACUGUUAACUAAGAGUUGCUGGAUGCUUCUUUUCCUGUGAAAUGAAAUUGUAAACGAUAUGUUUUUGGAGACAUAUAAUGCAAAUGAAACACAAGAUAGGAACAGUGUGGUGUGUAGAACAUAGAUGACAGCAGGAGCUGAAGAUAGCUAUGCUGCCAUUACCACAAUUGUUAUGUCCAUGGUUCUGCUUUUAUUGAUCCAACCUCAACUCCUUCAGACCUUGAUCAACAUGAUUUGUAUUGUUGGAAGUGGAAAAGAUUUUCAUUAGGUUUUAAAAUGCAAUUCUUCAAUUCUCCUA
Molecule: messenger RNA, 1567 nt
Organism: Corylus avellana
Lineage: Eukaryota; Viridiplantae; Streptophyta; Magnoliopsida; Fagales; Betulaceae
Gene: ATIPCS3
Product: Inositol phosphorylceramide synthase 3
Biological process (GO): ceramide biosynthetic process
Cellular component (GO): endoplasmic reticulum membrane; plasma membrane; Golgi membrane
Molecular function (GO): sphingomyelin synthase activity; ceramide cholinephosphotransferase activity; inositol phosphoceramide synthase activity
Source: RefSeq, a predicted model, not a curated record